CAACACAGACGGGCGAAAAACCAAGAGAUUGUUUAUUUCAUCGAUUUAUAUUAACUUCUGAUGAAGUCUCGUGACCCAUCAGUAAGUCGUGAAUACGAACAUAACAGAUGGACGUAAGUCAUUAAUUAUAUGACUCAUAUUAAUCGACGUUUUUGACGACAAAAAGCUGUGACAAGAAUUUACGAACAACACUAAAGUCAUACGUUGCUCGAGAAAAGACAUCGAGGAUGCCGGACGAAAAGAAUACGAGCUUUCCUUCGCGGAAAACGAAGUUGGAGAAAAUCCUUUUGGCUUCCGUUGCUGUUCUGUGUGCAACCAUUGGAUUCCUGGUAUACCUAUACUUGAUGCAAACUCAAGAAGCUUGCGAAAAUACUGCUGGUGACCACACGAAUAAAAGUCCGGAAAUAUGCACGGAUUCAAACUGUGUUGUAAACGCUGCAAAUCUAAUGAAAAAUAUGGACCCUACGGUGGAUCCUUGCGAUGAUUUCUACAGUUAUGCCUGUGGGAAAUACGACAAAACAACGCCAAUACCAGCACAUCUGGACUCGAUCCACGUUCUGAGACAACUCCAAGAGGCUAAUACAGAAGUUCUUAAGAGUAUCAUUGAGGAUAGCAAAGUUAGAUCACAAUAUGCAAAGAACCCAUCUGUUUCCAAGUUAUUCCAAGCGUACGACAUGUGCUUGACCCAUGGUAAAUUUGAUGACAAGGCUUUAUCGACGUUCCGGGAAUUUAUAAAACGUCUUGGAAACAGCAAUAUCACAUCGAAUGAAUGGGAUGAAAAAAAUUACGAUGUUUUUGAUGCUAUGGUCAUCGGCACUCGUCUUAAAAUGCAUUUCUUCUUCACCACUGAAGUCUGGAUUAACCCAAAAAAUAGCUCGGAACACGUUUUUGCUAUUUUCGAGCCAAGGUUAGCACUAAACACUAUUCUAGAUCUUCCGAAGAAGACGACAAAGAAAGAACUGAUAAGACAGUCCUACAGAGAACACAUGAUCUCAUUGCUGAGGUGGGUAUCAACAAAUCCAAGCGAAGUCCCGAGAGCAGUUGACGAAAUUUUAAGACUUGAAAGACGUAUUGCCAAGAUUCUCACAAGAUUCAAUUCAAAAGAAGAGUCGACAUUUACCAUUGCCGAGUUUUCAAAAUUUACAAAGUUUGAAUGGCUUUCCUUUCUUCAAAACUUGACAAGUGGUAUCGAACACCGACCAACUGAAGACGAUAUUCUAUUAGUAGUGAGAUGUAAAUACAUUUUAAAGCAUAUCAUUCGUGUGAUCAAAACGACGGAGAAACGCAUUAUUUCCAAUUUCAUUGCGUGGAAAGUACUUCAGGAGAGCAUUCCCGCCUUACCAAGCAUGCUCGGCGAACUUACUAAAAAAUUUCAGAAUGAUAUUCGGGACAGACCGGUAGAAAAGCAGAGAUGGCAAACAUGUAUCGAAAUGUUGAGCGAAUCAUUUAAAAAGGUGCUGAGUUAUCUGUAUGUUGAACGAAAGUUUAGCGAAGAUUCAAGGAACAAGGCAUUUCAGAUAUUUGCUGAAAUACGAAGAGAAUUUGUGGACAGCUUGAAAAACGAAACGUGGAUGGAUGAAAGGACAAAGAUGGCGGCAGCAGAAAAGGCAAGGGCGAUUAAUUUUCUUGUCGGGUACUCUGACGAAACGAAUCGUAUUCAAGAAAUUAAUACUGCUUUUGAAAAGUUAAAAGUAAACAAAACCAAUUUCUUCGAAACCUUUUUGAACCAGCGACGUUUUGGGGUUGAGAAAGAUUUGAGAAAACUUCUUCAUCCUGUCAACGAGAACAGUUUCGACAAGCUAACUUCUCACGCCAAUGCAUAUUAUUCAAGAUACGAAAAUAAGAUAUCGUUCUUGGCGGGGAUUCUUCAACGUCCGAUCUACGACAGCAGGAAUAGCAGAGCUUCAAAUUAUGGAUCACUUGGUAUGAUUGUUGGACAUGAAUUGACGCACGCGUUUGAUAUCAGAGGUCACAAGUACGACAAGAAUGGAAAUCUGAGAGACUGGUGGUCGCCACUUUCCUUAAAAAACUUUAAAGAAAAAACGACGUGCUUCACGGAGCAGUACAAUAAGUUCACACUCCUAGGAGAAAGCAUACGAGGGUUCAAAACUCUGGGGGAAAAUAUUGCUGAUAACGGUGGACUGAAGUUGGCUUUCAAUGCAUUUAAAAGAGACGAGAAGAAAAACAGCAAGGAUCUGAAACUUCCUGGCCUCAACCUAACAAACGACCAAGUGUUCUUUUUAUCAUUUGCCCAGGUCUGGUGCUCAAAAUAUACAAAACACUGGAUACAAAACAGCAUCGAUAAUCGUGUGCCUAUGAUGUUCAGAGUCACUGGGCCGUUGUGCAAUUCAGUGGAAUUCUCAAAGGCAUAUCGUUGUCCCGUUGGCUCGCAAAUGAAUCCAGUUCGAAAGUGUGCUCUUUGGUGACUGGUGACGAAUAAGGUUGAACUACAUUGCUAGUCAAUUGUGAAAAUAGAGGGGGGGGUAUUGGAUAUUAUAUAACUUACAAAUUGCUUUAGAAGCUAAAUAACAAUUUUUGCGAUACAUAGCAAGUCUAAGUUAAUCGUUUUUUAAACCCUUAAAGAGUAUACAAAAGAAUUGGGCAUUAGUCUGUGCAUGUCUCAUUCGAUCCCCUGCGGAAUUUCUGCGUGCAAAUUGUCUGCUGUAAAUACUGCACCUAUCAUGAACGAAAAGCGUUUAAAAAUCAAUAGAUACUUCUCAGAAAAACUUCAUUAUCUGACAUUCUACACUUGAAAAGGGCGCAACGCUUCAAAAAUAUAUAAUUUCGUAUCGUUUACUAUUAA
Molecule: messenger RNA, 2803 nt
Organism: Dendronephthya gigantea
Lineage: Eukaryota; Metazoa; Cnidaria; Anthozoa; Malacalcyonacea; Nephtheidae
Product: endothelin-converting enzyme 1-like
Exons: 19
Coding region: 228-2426 (732 amino acids)
Biological process (GO): protein processing
Cellular component (GO): plasma membrane
Molecular function (GO): metalloendopeptidase activity
Source: RefSeq, a predicted model, not a curated record